Molecule: messenger RNA, 1729 nt
Organism: Brassica oleracea var. oleracea
Lineage: Eukaryota; Viridiplantae; Streptophyta; Magnoliopsida; Brassicales; Brassicaceae
Product: F-box/FBD/LRR-repeat protein At1g13780-like
Exons: 3
Coding region: 160-1545 (461 amino acids)
Molecular function (GO): protein binding
Source: RefSeq, a predicted model, not a curated record
GAACCGGAACCGCUUCAACCGUAUAAAUGCUGAAUAAUCAGUUCCGUUUUCAGACAAAAAGUUGUCACUUUUCUCUCUCUCUCUCUUUCUCGCUUUCGAUCACUCCGGCCGAUACAAUCCUCCGGCGACUCAAACCCAAUCCACGGGUUUCGUUUGGUGAUGUCUGGGCGAGACAGGAUCAGCGAAUUGCCGGAAUGUUUGUUAACUCAAAUACUCUCAUACCUUCCGACAAAUCAAUCGGUGCAGACAAGUGUUUUGUCCAAGAGAUGGGAGAAUCUGUAUCUAAGCGUUCCCGGUCUUGACUUAAAUUGCUCUGUUAUUCCUUAUGAUGCUGAUGAACUGCUCUUAAGCUUCAUUGACAAGCUUCUCGAGUUUAGCCCUGAGUCAGUUCUGUUUAAAGUCAAGGUUCAGUGCAGAGACACAAUGAUAGAUGGGUUCAGGGAUCGGAUCGGUAUGAUGAUUGACCGGAGGACACAGCAUCUUGAUGUUGUGAGCAGUACCCAUCGUUUAGAGGACGACAAUUUUCAUUAUCCUAUUGUUGAUAUGAUGCCUAUGAAUCUCUACACGAGCAAGACAUUGGUUUACUUAAAGCUCUCCUCUUCUGGUCUUAUGGAUCCUGGUUUGGUUUCCCUGCCUUGUCUUAAAUUCAUGCAUCUUGAAGAAGUCAAAUGGCGUGUGCAUCUGGAGAAGCUUCUCUCAGGGUGUCCUGUUCUCGAGGAGCUGACUUUGGUGAGGGAUCUGGAAGAUGAUUAUGCACGUCGGCAUGAUGAGUUUAUGGCUAUGCGUGUGAGGUCUCAGAGCUUGAAGAGUUUUCGUGUGCUGCCGCUUAGGAAUGGAUAUGUCGGUUCGAUAGUGAAUUGCACACUUGAGAUUGAUGCUCCAGGGCUAGAGUAUAUGAGUCUUGGAGAAGAUCAAUUUGAUAGCAUUGUGGUAAAGAACCUGACUUCUUUGAUCAUGGUUAACCUUGAUAUCAAGUUUGUUGUCGGAUUCUGGGUGCUUUUUAAUACUUGGGACGUAUCAAAGAGCAAUGAGAUCCGUGAUUUUCUCAAUGGGAUAACGAGUGUUAGACAUAUGAUCAUCUCUGCCAAAACAGUGCAAACCCUUGAUCAUUACUCAAAAACAGGAAUGAUUCCAAAGUUCAACAGCUUAUCCCGUUUAGAAGCAGUGUUUCAUAGCAAGUUAUUGCAGUUUCUGCCAGCCUUUCUUGAGUGUUGCCCCAAUCUGAAACACCUAGUCUUGAAGGUUGUUCAUUCAGAGGAGAUGAAGGAGGGGUUGGAACUCACAGAUGUGCCACGGUGUGUGUCAUCGACUCUUGAGUGUGUUGAGAUACAAGAAAAAUUACAAUGCGAGGAAGGGAAGAUGAAAGCAACCAGUUACUUUCUUGGAAACUCAGCAGUACUGAAGAAAUUUAUUCUGAGCCCCACAGCUUAUGAUCCUCGAAAUGUUGUGGAAUCAGAAAUAUACGACAAGGUUAAUAAACUCACAAAACGUUCUACAGGAUGUGAAAUUAUCAUUCGAGCCAUGAAGGAGGUCGUUAUCAUUUGAUGAGUCUUCUUCUUAGUUCUGGUUGGAUUCAUUUUGACCAUUGGUGCUGAUACAAGUUCUCCAUAGUCAGUAUGACUCUGCAAUCUUCUCUUCCUUUUCUUUUCCAAAAGUCCUAACCUCAGUUUGUUGGAUGUCUUUUGGAUAAAUGAUGAUCUUGCAUUCCCAUAAAAUUUCAGUUUGGUUA